This is a messenger RNA of Condylostylus longicornis, 931 nucleotides long. RefSeq names its product enhancer of split mbeta protein-like. Gene Ontology annotation, molecular function: protein dimerization activity; DNA-binding transcription factor activity, RNA polymerase II-specific; RNA polymerase II cis-regulatory region sequence-specific DNA binding. The transcript has a single exon. The record is from RefSeq and is a predicted model, not a curated record. The coding region runs from base 138 to 815 and encodes 225 amino acids. Gene Ontology annotation, cellular component: nucleus. NCBI's taxonomy places the organism in Eukaryota, Metazoa, Arthropoda, Insecta, Diptera, Dolichopodidae. Gene Ontology annotation, biological process: regulation of neurogenesis; anterior/posterior pattern specification; regulation of transcription by RNA polymerase II.
UCAAAUUAAACUGAAAAUAUAAUAUUGAAAAAAAAAAAAAUUUAUAUUUGAUUUUAAAACCAAAGUUGAAGUUUUUAAAAAAAUUAUAAAAUUAAAUUUGAAUAUAAAACUAAUAAAAAAAUUAAAAUAUAAUCAAAAUGGAAAAAUUAAAUCAUAUGUCAAAAACUUAUCAAUACCGUAAAGUUAAAAAACCAAUGCUGGAACGUAAACGACGUGCUCGUAUCAAUAAAUGUUUGGAUGAAUUAAAGGAUUUAAUGAUUGAAUCGAUGCGACAACAAGGUGAAAAUAUUAAUCGUUUAGAAAAAGCUGAUAUUCUUGAAUUAACUGUUGAACAUCUAAAGAAAAUAAAAACAAUACAAGUAGAAAAGACUUCACCAAAAUAUACAUCAGUAAUAAAAUCAACAAAAUCAUCAUUAUUAUCACAUAUUGAUAGUUUUCGUGAAGGUUAUGUACAUGCAGCUAAUGAAGUAUCAAAAACUUUAUCAACAUUACCUAACAUUGAUAUAAAAUUGGGUACAAAGGUAAUGACUCAUUUGGGACAUCGUUUAUUAGAAAUUCAAGAUGAACAACAAAAAAGAGUAACUGUUAUUCAAUAUCAGCAUCAAAAUCGAAUGCAACAAAUCAAUUCUUUAACUGUAUUACCAAUAAAUUCUACACAAAUAGAUAGUUAUCGUAGUAAUAUGUCAAGUCCAGCCGCAUCAUCUGGUUAUGGUAGUGAUACGGAAUAUUAUUAUUCAUCAAAAUCAAUCACUUCUGUUGACAAACAACAACAACAAAUUGUUUCAGUUGAACAAAAUGUAUGGCGGCCAUGGUAAAUUUUUCCCAAAUUUAAAAAUGGGAUAAGAAUUUAAAUAAUUUCCUAUAUUAAUGGUACCUUGGCAAUUGGCUGUGAAAUAUUUUGCAUAUCUGUGAUAACAUAAUUGUUUUUCAA